This is a messenger RNA of Megalopta genalis, 3697 nucleotides long. Lineage: Eukaryota; Metazoa; Arthropoda; Insecta; Hymenoptera; Halictidae. The record is from RefSeq and is a predicted model, not a curated record.
UGAGUUCUAAAUACUCUUUACCAAACUCUAGCCUUAAAAGUGCAUCAACCGAUUUGAUAAGAUUUUAAACUAAUGUUUGCAUUUAACAUUUAAAGUGUAAUAGUUUAUUAGUAUGCAUUAGUAUGAAAACUAAUGUACUACAAAUAAGUAACGUCUCAUAUUGUUGGACAAAUGAUUUUUGUUUAAACAUGGACGACGUGCAACAGAAAAAUGCACCAUAAAUAAUGCGCAAAAAGAAAUGCGCAUAUCUCCAAUUACUCAAUAAUUUCAACCAAUCAGAAUCGUCGAUUCUAUGUGUUCAAAAACCUCUUCCUGGUCCAUUAGUUUUUCUUAGUACAUAUCCUACAGUGACGACACGUAAUGUGACGAGUUAAUAGUAAUUUGUUUCUCAAUCGAAUGAAAUCAAAUUUCAUGACUCGGCGAUGACAAAUUACGAAACUGAUUCGGAUUGAAGAACGGACACGUCUGUCGGAUUUCUUGUAUUUUCUUCAAAAAUACUGCUAUCUUUUAAACGAUUUCUACUUUUACUAAUCAAUUCUUGGGCCUUUAGAAAAACUUGUUCGACUGAAACGGAAGUUGCCAUUAUACAUAAAUGUCUUCAGACAAAAGUCAAUUCGUGAAAUAUCAAACGAGUAUCGAUACUUUGGAAAAGUUUCAAUGAAACUUCAAUUCAAUACAGUAUUGGUUUUGGUAUCAUUUUAAGAAAUCUCGAUAUCGAAAAGUGAUUCUAAUUGUAUCUAAAAUUUCUAUAUAUAUCGAUAUCUGCUAUUAAGUACUUUGAUAUCGAAUUGACUGAAUAUCAUGAAUAUUUUCAAUAUCGAUCCCAUCAAUAGGUACGAGCACUCCUCUGCACCUUUCUGCAUUCCCACUCUGCUAGAUCACGGUGGACAGUGUAAGAACUAAGAAGUGUCAACGGUGGUAUUUACUGUACGCGCGCGUUCGUUGAUAAGUUUUUGGUUAUAAAGGCAUUUAUUCCAUUUAAAAAUGGGGAAAGGACGUAGACAGGUACGGAACACUUAUUCAUAAACGCAACGCCUGCUUUUAUUUAUUAUAAAAUAAUAAUACACGAAAGGUACAAAUUUGAGAAAUAAGAUGAACAUAAAUGCAGCAUUUGAAAAAUAUUACAAAACUCAGGGAAUUGUACCAGAUAACCACUGGGACUUAUUUAUGACUAAGAUGAAAAGGAAACUGCCAAUAUCUUUUAGGAUUAAUGGAUCCAGAAUAGAAGCUAAGAAAUUACUUGAGAUUCUUCAGAGGGAUUUUUUGAAUGUAAUUCUAAAUGUCAAUCGUAAAAACAAAGAAAAAACAGAGACAUUACGUUGUCUGCCAUUUUAUCCCGAUUGCUUAGCUUGGCAGUUAUAUUGGACUGGGAGAAAGCUACAUAAAUUGUUAGUUACUGAAGAAUUUUGUGGAAACGUCAUACGACAAGAAGUGGCUACCAUGAUACCACCUUUAUUAUUAGAUAUGAAACCUUCACAUAAGGUUUUAGAUAUGUGUGCUGGAUUAAAUACAUUUCAGCUUAUAGAAAUGCUACAUUCAGGUGAGGAGAAUGGUCUGCCAGAGGGUUUUAUAGUAACCAAUAGUUUGAAGAUUAGUCAUUGUCACCGGAUUAUAGAUCAAUCGAAGUUCCGCAAUAGCCCAUGUACUUUAAUAACAAAUCACGAUGCUUCUAUUUUUCCUAAUUUAAUGCUGGCAAAAUCAGAUGAUGCUAAAGAAGACUUAAAAUUUGAUAGAAUACUUGCUGACGUACCCAGCAGUGAAGAUGGUGCAAUAAGGGGAAAUUUUAUUAAGUGGCGUAAGUGGAGUCCAGCUGAUGGUAACGAUCUUCAUGAAGUUCAAUAUAGGAUAGCGAGGAGAGGCUUGGUCCUAUUAACAGUGGGUGGCAGAAUGGUAUAUUCCACUCGCUCAUUAAAUCCAAUUGAAAAUGAAGCAGUUUUACAUAGACUUCUCCUUGAGACUAAAGAUUCUGUUCGUAUAGUUGAUGGCAGGGAUUUGGUUCCUGGAUUAGUAUGUGAUCCAGGUCUGUCACGUUGGUUUCUGGCAUCGAAAGAUUUAAAAUAUUAUUUAUCAUGGGAACGGGAUCUGCCCACAGAAGUGCAACCACACAUGUUUCCACCAAAAUCAAAGGAUGCUGCCAAAUUCCAUUUUGAGCGAUGUAUGAGGAUAUUACCACAUCACCAAGAUACGAGUGGUUUCUUCAUGGCCAUUUUAGAAAAAGUAAAACCAUUACCUUGGGAAUCGAAUCAGAAUCAGUGUGAAGCUAAGGAAAACUCUGAAGAAUUAAAUCUGAAUGAAGAGGCAGAUCAUCAAAAAUUAAAUCUGGAUGAAGAGGCAGAUUGUCAAGAAUUAAAUCUGGAUGAANAGGCAGAUUGUCAAGAAUUAAAUCUGGAUGAAGAGGCAGAUUAUGAAGAAUUAAAUCUGGAUGAAGAGGCAGAUUGUCAAGAAUUAAAUCUGGAUGAAGAGGCAGAUUAUGAAGAAUUAAAUCUGGAUCAAGAGGCAGAUUAUAAAGAAUUAAGUCUGGAUGAAGAGGCAGAAGAUGAUGAAGAGGUAGAAGAAGAUAAAGAUCACCAAUUUGUUUGUAGGAAAAGAAAAUUAAGUGAUGAUCAGGAUCCUUCAGAUCUGAAUAUGGAACUCAAAAGAGCUAAGGAAGAGCUUAGCGAAGAUCGAUUUGUUUUCUUGAAAGAUGAUCAGGAGGGUAUCUACUGGACAUCAAUUAAGGAUUUCUAUGGUAUAACUGACGAAUUUGAUGCUAAUUUAUUAGUAAGAGAUACGCGUGGUAGGAAAAGAGGCAUUCACUAUAUGUCACCCGAAAUUCGUAACGUUUUUGUUUCGAAUAAGGAUGAGAUGAAAUUGAUAAGUAUUGGAGUGAGAGCAUUUAUGCUUAAAAAAAAACAAAAGUCCAUUCCCCGGUAUAGACUUACGUUCAAUGGGCUAGAGUUUCUUAUCAAUUAUGUUAGUGAUACCAAAAAAUUUCCAAUAAAUAGGAAAGAUUUGGUAACAAUAUUGCUAAAUAUGGAUGCUAGGAGAGCAGGCGAAACAGUAACGCUUGAUCCAGAUACAGAAGAAUAUUUAAAAGCUCUCAAAUUAGAAAACAGGAUAUUAAUUUAUGAAGAAAUGGGGACUGAUUAUGAGAAUCCAUUGAAAUUAAAUAUAAUAGGAUUCGAGGAUACUAUACCUCCCAAGAUUCGUAAACCUGCAUAUCAUGUGAAGCAUUAUUUAUGUUUGCUGGGAGAUGAUUGUUCAAUGUUCGAUAGGAGAAAAUACAAGCAUCGCGCCAAAGGAACAGAAGUUGAAAUUCAACCAGAAAUGAUUGAUGAAGUAAAUAUUGAUGAAGAUAGUUCCGAUUAGGAAAAUAAUUACUAUGUAUAAUACUUCUUCUAUAUUCUAUAUAUGAUACUUUUCUUACUUAAAAAUUUGUAUUCGAAAUACAGGAUAUUUCGGAAACAACGAAUUGAAAACUGUCAAACGAAUCGAAAGAAUAACACACAAUUCUUUAACGUAAAUUUCUGUUUCUUUAAUGUGAUUAUAAAUAUCGGCAGCAUGUUUUAAGAGUAAAAAUUGUUAUUUUAUUUGAUUCGUGUAUAAUGGUGCUCUACUCGUCUAAAAAGAGAGUCAAGACGGGUUAUGUUUAACAUGGUAUGAUUAAACUCACUACAAUAAGAACGAAAAUAAAUUACUUCUAUGGUACAAACAGUUA